Molecule: messenger RNA, 1121 nt
Organism: Sorex araneus (European shrew)
Lineage: Eukaryota; Metazoa; Chordata; Mammalia; Eulipotyphla; Soricidae
Product: coiled-coil domain-containing protein 33-like
Exons: 10
Coding region: 21-983 (320 amino acids)
Cellular component (GO): peroxisome
Source: RefSeq, a predicted model, not a curated record
CAGGACUGCCAGCGGGGAGGAUGGGGGAGCCGGCACCCCCACCGCCACAGGCAGCCCCCCAGGGAGCCCCCGGGAGCCUGCACCCCCGAUCUGACCUGCAGAACUGCCGCCGGGCGCUGCGGCGGAUGGCUGAGGACAUCCUGUUCCUGCGGAAGCGCGUGAGCUCGCUGGAGGCCGAGAACCAGCUGCUGCGUAGCUGCCGGGCCGAGACGCGGGCGGCCGAGGACAGCGACGACGAGGACCUGGAGUCCCUGCGGCAGAAGCUGCUUCAGAGAGAGCUGGACACCCAGAGACUGAGGGACAAGGUGCAGCACCUGCAGAACGAGCUGAUUCGAAAGAAUGACCGGGAGAAGGAGCUGCUGCUCCUGGGCCAGGCGGGCCAGGCCCAGGACGGGGCGCCGAGGCAGCAGCAGGGCAAGCUGCGGAAGGUGAAGGCGCUGGAGCAGACCGUGCGGCACCAGGAGCAGGUGAUCCAGAAAAUGGAGCAGGUGCUGGAGGGAAGGCUGCAGCAGGAGGCGCAGCAGAAGAGGCUUCAGGGCAAGCCCCCACCGGACAACCAGCCCCCGGACAUGUACUCAGUGCUGAUGGCAGAAAAUGCGCGUCUGCGGGCGGAGCUGGACAAGGGUGGCCGCUCGGCGCCCAUCAUCCUGCAGCAGCAGGCGCUGCCGGUGGACCCCGGGGAGUUGGGAGCAGGAGGCGAUCAGGCACAGAGGCCGCGAAACACGGAUGCCCAAGGCCGCCCCCAGGGCACAGAGACCCUGCCCGCACAGGAUCUCCUCGGCUCGUCCUCGUCAGACAAGCUUAGCCUCAUGGCCAAGCUGGAGCAAGCUCAGAGUCGGAUCCUGUCCCUGGAGAGCCAGCUUGAGGACUCUGCACGCCACUGGGCACGAGAGAAGCAGGGCUUGGCCACGCGGAUGCAGGAGCAAGGGUACGGCUUGAAGCCCCCCACAAGGUCCAUCCACACUGACCCGCCAAUCCUCUGAGUCACCCCAAAGCCUCGACGCCGCCCUGAAGCUGGGCCCCUCGAUGUCUGCCCCUGAGCCUAAUCAUCUCAAGCCUUCGCGUGUCCGGAUCAGAGUCCUGGAGCAGGUUCCCUCUGUGUGUACUGGGGCUCACCAACC